AUGCCGGGGGUCACUCUCACUGUUCACAAUGACAACCCACCAUUUGCCGACCACAGGGACUUAUACAAGACUAUUGACGCUACACCGCUAGGCGACGUUGCCUGGCAAAGCUUUUCUCUCCAGUAUAAUGGCGACAAACCUGCUGGACAGUGUCCACUAUGGAUGGAACAGUCCCACAAAGUAUGGUUUCAGGACCCCCACACUGUCAUCAAGAACAUGCUUGCAAACCCGGACUUCAAGAAUUCAAUUGAUUAUGUGCCGUACUGGGAGUUUGAGGAGAAGAGCGAGCAAUGUUGUUACAAGGAUUUCAUGUCAGGAGACUGGUCCUGGCAGCAAGUGGACCAAAUUGCGCAGGAUCCGGAAAUGCAUGGCGCAGCCUUUGUCCCCAUCAUUGUUGGUAGCAACAAGAUGACUGUUUCCAUUGCUACCGGCCAAAAUGACUACUACCCACUGUAUCUCUCAAUCGGAAACAUUCACAACAAUGUUCGGUGUUCUCAUCACAAUGUGUUGGCCCUGAUUGGGCUUUUGGCAAUUCCAAAGACUGAAAAAAAGAAUGCAGAUGAUGCAAGAUACCGCAAAUUCAAGAAGCAAUUAUUCCACUCCUCACUGUCGAAGAUCUUCACCACCCUCAAACCUGGAAUGACGACACCUGAAGUCACACGUUGCGGCAAUGGGCACUACCGGCGCAUUUUAUAUGGACUUGGUCCCUACAUCACCGACUAUGAAGAGCAGGUCGUAUUAGCUUGUAUAGUCAAAGAUUGGUGUGGAAGAUGCCUUGCAUUUCCCUCAACUCUCGAUGACGGAGGAGUUUCUUGGUCACGUGAACACACUGAUGUGCUCAUGGACUCAGUUGAUUUUGGUGUCCUUUGGGACAAGUACAGUAUCAUUGGAGAGUUAGUGCCCUUUACAAACGACUUUCCUCGCACUGACAUCCAUGAGCUCCUUGCUCCCGAUAUUCUGCAUCAACUCAUCAAAGGAACAUUCAAGGAUCACCUCAUUGAAUGGGUGUGUCAGUACCUGGAACUCGAACAUGGGAAAACUGGGGCUAAGGCGAUCUUAGACGACAUUGACCAAAGAAUUGCUGCUGCUCCGUCCUUCCCUGGGCGUGGAUUCUCUCAAUGGACCGGAAAUGACUCCAAGGCAUUGAUGAAGGUUUACAUACCAGCAAUCAAAGGCCACGUGCCUGACAAUAUGUUCUGCUACAUUGCAUGCGCAAAUGUGGUUACAGAUGAGACUCUUGCGCAGCUGAGGGACACCCUUAGGUGCUUUCAUAGGUAUUGCACCAUCUUUGAGACUAGCGGUGUCCGCUUUGACAUCUCCCUACCCUGCCAACACUCUCUCACCCACUAUGAGCUCCUCAUCCGCAUGUUCAGCACUCCAAACAGUCUCUGCUUGUCAAUUACAGAAUCCAAACACAUCAAAGCAGUAAAGGAACCAUGGCGCCGUUCAAAUAGGUAUAAUGCGCUCCGUCAAAUGCUCUUAACCAAUCAGCGCCUGGAUAAAACUGCUGCAUCAAGAGUUGAUUUUGCUGCGCAUGGUAUGCUCAAAGGCUCUUGCGCCUUUAUUGAAAAUCAGUCUGCUAUCAGCAAUGGGGACUCCGAGGUCCAACAGAACAACGCGCACGAAGAAAAUAACCCUUUUGCCAGUGAGAGUGACGACUUCGACGAUGUUGAGGAUCAGGGUAUUGUAGAUGAUGUCAAUGUCAUUGCUGUUGUGCAUGGCCUUGCGGACGAACUCAAGGUGCCAUCACUCCCAACCGUCAUCCGUCUCUUCCUUUAUGAUCAAAUACACGCCGAUGAUCACCAUUCUUCUGCGGAUGUUCCGCUUCGCGAUUGUCCAUACUAUAUGGGAGCUAUCAAGGUCUUUAAUUCAGCUGCUGCAACUUUCAUUGCACCCAGUGAUCCAAGUGGAAUCACUGGCAUGCGCUGUGAGCAUAUCUGUGUUGUACCUUUGUGGCGCAACGGACCAGGCCGCUGUGACUGUGCCUUCGUCAACACAGACAACAGGCAGGAUGGAAUACUAAGCAUGGAUUGGUUCUAUCGGAUCACUGAAGAACGAGACAAAGUUACAGGAAUGUACAUGGUUGUGCCAUCUUUUGACGAGGACAGCUCUCCCAACAUGUCAAUAAUCCAUAUUGAUAGUAUUGUUCGCGGUGCUCACUUGCUUCCGAUAUUCAGUACUCAGUUUGUUCCACGGGGCCUUCAAUUCCACCAUUUUCUUGAUGUUUUUCGAGGAUUUUACAUAAAUCAGUUCAUUGAUCACCAUUCAUUCGAGCUCGCAUCUUGA
Suillus bovinus is the source of this 2286-nucleotide messenger RNA. RefSeq lists its product as uncharacterized. The transcript has 13 exons. NCBI's taxonomy places the organism in Eukaryota, Fungi, Basidiomycota, Agaricomycetes, Boletales, Suillaceae. Bases 1 to 2286 code for a protein of 761 amino acids. The record is from RefSeq and is a predicted model, not a curated record.